CAAGCUCCGACUCCGAACUUUCUGUGAUUCUGAGCUCAACGACUGCAAGCACUCGUCUGCUCAAGCCAUCUAGAUCCGCAAUUGCGGAUUCUACUCAUCAUGGCUAGCACAACGGCAACAGCCAAGCUGACGGGCGCGUCGACUGCGCUCAAUCAGGAACUUCUUCGAAUGUUGCGAGGCCCGAGACAUGAACGGGUGUUAUAUGUGUUUGAGAAUAUCCGGACGAAACAAGUUGUGUACUCACUGAAGCGCGAUCUGUUGGCAUCGGACAAGCAAGAGAAGAAAUCGCUUCAACAGCUUACAUUUGUAGGCAAGGGCUCAGUUGCACCAGAAAUACGAGAAGAUUUGUGGAAAGCUUUGGCUGUGGUACAUUUUCGGGAUCAGGACCUUUGUCGCACCGCUCUUCACAAGCUCCGCGAAUACCGCAUGCUACGAGAAUACAAUUGGAGGCAAAAUUAUGCGAACCUGAAGAAACUCAAGAACAAACAAGUCAAACUGCUCCAACAGCGUCUUGAAAAGGAUCAGGAACUAUUAGAACGGGGAGAGGUUACAGAGGCAGACAUCAUGCAAGAGCUGGCAAAGCAGAUGGGCCACCCCUCGUUGCUGGACACAGAUAUCGAGGUAGCCAACUUCCGGCCGAAGAGACAUAGUCAAAGGUAUAAUACUGCGACCAAGCACAGCAGACAUCUGCAGAAAUGGCUACAGGACCGAAAAAAGUUCUUGCAGGAUCAAAAAGCCAAUAGCGUUGCCGAUCUUGCCCAUGUUCUCAAGGGAAUCCAUGGCAUGGACAUUGCAAAGCAAGCAAACGAAUUUCUGGAGAAACAAAUUGCAUGGUUGAAGGCCCCUGACGCGGAAUUUGCGCAGCUCAAGGAAUGGGCCAAAAGCGAGGAUCACGAUCACGAGGAAGAACUGAAGGAGGUUUGGGAGACGUGCACGAGGCUCUAUCAGCGCGGCAAGAAACAUCCCGAGCAGCGUACGACCGACAAACGUCAUGCCGUCCGUACAGCCGAGCGCCGCUAUAAAGCUCUCCUCUCUCUCCGCGAGGCUCGCCAAGCCCGCGCAGAAGGCGACUUUGCCCGCGCGACCGAGCUCGAAGAAGCCGUGCUGCGAGGCUGCAGGCACGAGAUCCUCCACCGCGAAAUGCUCGAGCGCCGCACCCUGGAUCUCUUCAAGAAAGUCGCACUGGAGCGGUACAACGCCAACAAACUCGUCUGGCGCCCCGAGACCCGCGGCGCCGUGCUGAAACCAAUCUUCGGCGACCCAAAGAAAUCCGUAGUAGCCUACGACAAAUCCGAAGGCUGGCACGGCAGCCCACAAGGCGCGUACAUGCCGCGCGCCCCGGUCAACUUCAAGCACUGGCUCGACAAUCUCCAGCCCCGGCCCCCGAUCGCGCCCAGCAUCGACCAACAAGGUCUCGCCUUCCGCGCGUUCCUGGAGAUGCUGCGCAACCGCGACAUGGACUACUCCUCCGGCACCGGCACGUCCACCCUCAACGCCGGCAUCUACCAGGACACCCAGACCAUCACCAAGCCCGGCGCCAUCACCCCCUUGCCAGAUGACGACCCCGCACAGGUCUUCAUCGAAUGGGGCGACGUCGCAAACGCAGAAUACGUCCGCGACAAAGACUGGCCCGAGCACGUCUCCUUUGCAAGCCUCGACAUCCCGGGCCAGCGCGUGCUCAGACCAAGCGCCAUGGCGCCCCGCCCGCGUCUAUACGAGGACCUCCUCGCAGAGUAUACCCAGAGGGCAGAAAGGGCAGCAAUCAAGGCGAGAAAGGCGCGGCGCUGGGCUGAGAGGCAGGCAGCUGACGCGGGAGCCGGUCAAACGCCUCGGGUACAGAAGAAGACGGCUGCUGCUGCUGCUGCUGCUGCUGCGCCCACGGGUAUACUCGGCCAGACUGAGGUCUAUCUGCGCGCGUAUCUGCCGUUUUUGUUCCGCGGCUCGGCGCCCGCGCGGAGGCAGAGUCUGUAGGUGGUCCUACCUAGAUGCGAUGAGAGGAUUGGGAAGGAGAGGGGAGGGGGAAGAGGGAUAGAUGAUCGAGCUGUUGUGUAUAUGUAGAUAUAUAUCCCUCUGUAUGUGUGUUGUUGGUGGAAGGGGUGUAUAUCAAACCGUCAUGCUAGACUUCUAACACUAAGCGAGAGUGUGUUCUUGUAUGUACGUAUGUAUAGUGUAGUAUAGUAUAGACAGAGUAUAGCAAAACACACACACACGCGUAUCAUCC
Pseudovirgaria hyperparasitica is the source of this 2221-nucleotide messenger RNA. RefSeq lists its product as uncharacterized. The transcript is spliced from 2 exons. Lineage: Eukaryota; Fungi; Ascomycota; Dothideomycetes; Acrospermales; Acrospermaceae. Gene Ontology annotation, cellular component: mitochondrial large ribosomal subunit; nucleus. Bases 100 to 1971 code for a protein of 623 amino acids. Gene Ontology annotation, molecular function: structural constituent of ribosome; DNA strand exchange activity; single-stranded DNA binding. Gene Ontology annotation, biological process: positive regulation of mitochondrial DNA replication; DNA recombination. The record is from RefSeq and is a predicted model, not a curated record.